Messenger RNA from Cylindrotheca closterium, 384 nucleotides. The record is from the annotation of a GenBank genome assembly. Lineage: Eukaryota; Bacillariophyta; Bacillariophyceae; Bacillariales; Bacillariaceae.
AUGCGAAACAACACAAAGGAAGCCGAUGGGAAAGGUUUCCCUCUUCGAAUCACAGCAGUCGAGGUUAGGGUCGUUGACAACCCUGACGCAACCAACGUUGGUCAAAGGGAGAUUGAUUUUGUCAAGAACAUGUUGCCAGUAUUAGAUUGGCCUGCAUUGGUACAAGCCGCUUCUCAAUUGGGUAUUCCAACCUUACCACCCCAACUGACGGAACAACUGGCACAAGAUCCUGCAUUCUUGCAAGCUCUAUACCACAUCUUGAUGAAUGUUCAUCUGGUGAAAGGAAUGUUGACUUGCCCUGCCUCCGGAAGAGAAUUCCCCGUCACUGACGGAAUAGUUAAUAUGAUGUUGGAAGAAGAGGAAUGUGAACGUGUUCGAGUUUGA